This is a messenger RNA of Mobula hypostoma (lesser devil ray), 11286 nucleotides long. RefSeq names its product coiled-coil domain-containing protein 81-like. The record is from RefSeq and is a predicted model, not a curated record. NCBI's taxonomy places the organism in Eukaryota, Metazoa, Chordata, Chondrichthyes, Myliobatiformes, Myliobatidae. The transcript is spliced from 15 exons. The coding region runs from base 8490 to 10517 and encodes 675 amino acids. Gene Ontology annotation, cellular component: centrosome.
CAGCUGGAAAUGUCGACUCUGCUUUUUUUCCAUAGAUACUGCCUGGCCUGCUGAAUUCCUCCAGCAUUUUGUGUGUGUUGCUUGAAUUUCCAGCAUCUGCAGAUUUUCUCUUGUUUAUUUUCAUGUGAGUUUUGAUUGUCAACCAACAUCUUAUGUAAGGUGCCUGGUUCUUCCUCCUUCCUGUACUUUUUUUUUUGAGUUUUUCUGUUGAAUCUAUUCAGAUAAUGCCACUUUAUAUACAAUCGUUAUUGAAAUAUUUUUUAAAUCUUCAAUGGUGGACUUCUUCCUCUAUUUUUCACAGUAGCCUCAAUUGUUCCUCCCUAUUUACUGCAGUUGUGACCUUAACCAUUUUUUCCUCUCAGUUUGGAAUCAUAAUAAGAUAUAUAUUUGGGGACGGAUCACUGAUGGAAGCCUGAGUACUGAUAUCUACGUUACCUGAAGACAUAAUUGGAAUAAAUGUGCUGCAGGGACAAUCAGUGCAGACUAAAUUGGGAAAGUUCACAUUUGGCAUCUUAGUGGGAUUUGUGAAGUGGUAACCUCAUGAAAUACCACCACCUAGUGCUGUGGUUUGUGUGAAGCAGUACAGAAUAGCAGGAGGAGAUUAAGAUGUUUCAGAUUACCAUCAAGGGUUUGCUAAAACAAGGUGUGAUUGGGCAUGUAACCUCAAGAGUGUAACAGUUCUGUGUAGCCAUUAAAGGAAUCGGGCAGCUCCAGUCACUAAUAAGCUGGAAUCCAGGGGUGGAGAGCAGAUGCCCUAAACCCAGUCACAGAAACAGUUCUGCAGCAGCAGGGAGAGAGUGGUUUCAGCCAGCUAGCUGAAAUGGUGGCAUGAGUUGCCUCCGCUGCACGAAAUCGAUAAGCUGCACAUACAGUAUACAAUCUCUUGGGCAGUGGCAUUUGGGAAAGCUGUGUGGAUGAUAGGGUAACUGAUACAGGGAAAGCCCCUGUGUUAGCAGCCACUCUCGGAACAGAUCUGGGAAGCAGCCCAAUGAAUGGAGAUCAUUGCUUUCCAUGUAGACGCCCAGCAGAAAGACUCCUCUCUGUCUAUCACUUUUAAUAAUAACGUGAGCCAGUUAGAAUGAGUAGAUCUCUUUAGCAUUCUGGAAUCCCAUGUAGUGGGACAGUGGGCACAUAACAUACUAAUGCCACCUUUGUAUGUGGCUGCAUCAGGUUGUGCAUUGGAACCUAAAUAUGUGGACACUAAGUACCAGUAUGUGCCGAGAUUCUAUCUAUCUCUGAUGGGGCCUAGGUGUGCAACAAGAAUUAGCUGGAGCAAGCUGCGCAGGUAAAAUAGAAACUGGGACUGUAGGGAGGGCGCCCCUAUCAACCGGGAAGAGCCUAGUCAUCAGAUGUGAGGUGCUAUUAGAAUUGCUGUACUUGGUGCAGGUGUGGCCCUUCCCUGACUCCUCCAGCUUGGCAAUCACCUGAGCUGUCUUCAGAUUCAUCUGGGGAUCUAAGAUAGAGCUGGUCAGAUGAGUCACAAUGCAGAAGUCCUUGGACAAAAGGGGCAAAAACAUACCCAAUAUUGCCCUCACUCUGAUGACCACCUUCAUGUGUGGCUUCAUCAGGCUGUGCAUGGAACCUAGAUACGUGGGCACCAAGUACUACAACGUGCAGAGUUUCUAUUGUCCCCUGUGUUGAGAAGGAUGGGUCUGGGUAGGGAGCCACACCACAUCUCAUCAGAUGGUUGAUGCCGCAUUACCUGUCCUUUGUGGAAAAAUUCUUCUAGACCAGUGUUUCCCAAGCUUUUUUAGCCCAACACCCCCCCUAAAAGCACUUUCAUACUUGCCAAUGGCCCCUUAAGCACCUUCAUACUUGCCAAUGCCUCUCUUAGGUACAAUAUACUUUUCAGCACCCCCACAAUGUAAAAGUAUGUCUACCAUAUGCUUUCAUGAGAAAAAAGAUUCUCCUUUAAGUUUUUAUUUGUCCUGGGCUGGCUGGUGGAGCAAAAACAUCAGCGCUGGACCCGGGAGCAGAAGUUCCCAGGUUGGAAACUAGUCGGGUCUGCCCCCGAGUACGCUUUCCAUCCGUGCCGGGUUGAGUGUCGAGAUCGCAACUCGACCUCGUAAAGGGAAAAAUACUGCGAAAAUGCCUGUGUGAGGAGUGGCUCGCCACGCAGUCUCUCUCUCUCACUCCGUGCCUUCUAAAAAGCCAUGAAAAAGAUAUCAUCACGGACACAGGCAGGCACACACCAAAAAAACAACAAAUUUUUAUUUAUCUUUAAACCUAGCUUUAACAGUACCUGUACAUUAUACAGCAGCUUUGAUAUCAAUGUGAUCCUUGAGCUUGAUGGUUUUAGCAAGAGUUGAAGUUGUGACAGCAAAAGCCUUAAGACCCCACACAUAACAAUAUCCAAGCAGUUUUUGUUUUUUGUGAGUAUGUGGUUCACUGCACUUGAAGCCUCUUUCAACUAGGCAGGAGGAUGGAAAUGCAAUGAAGAGCAGUUUGACUCUUCUCCAAAUACCAGGAAAUUUUGUAUGACAGUGUAGCCACAUACCCCAAAGGCUAACAUUUUUGAAAAGCAUUUUUGCAGCUUCAUUUUGAAUUUUAGUGUUUAUUUUCUUGUAAGCUCUCUUCCUGUUGUUCCACCUUGUGAAGCAAGGGGUUUAUUAUCCAGUCCAGAAUUUCCAGAUCGUUCAAAUCCUUGAAUUGAUUCUAAAAUCCUUCAGUGUCUGUAGGUGUAAGCAGUACUCUUGCAAAUUACCAUCUCUGAAAGAGAGUACUAUACUUUCCAUGCAGGGAAACUGAAAACAUUCUUCUCCCAAUGUUUUGCUUAUAUAUUUCCAAUAAAAGUGGACAACUCACUUUUUCCCUGGAUUAAAUUGAAAUCCUCACCGUGCAGUUUCAUAUUUAGAAUGUGCAUUUUUUCAUAUAGAUCAGCUAGGUAUGCCAUAUCUCCACAUAGAAGUUCAGUCUUUCCCAUGCUCUUGUCGACAUUGAGCAAAUAUUCAACCAAUGUCAAAAACAUUGAAGAAAUUUUUAAGGAGAAGCCUUUUGACAGCCAUCGCACUUCAUUGUGAAGAAGUUAUCUUGGCAUAACUGGUGAAAUGUUCUGCACUACCUGUGUAUUGUGGAAAAGUUUUUCUGGACCAACACCUUUGAUCACAAGUCCAUCAGGCAAUGGUCAGCAUGGAACAUCCUGCAGACACUGCAAGAGAAGUACUCGAUAGAUACAGUGGAGUGGUUUCUUGAGCAGGCUGACCAGACCAUCUGGUAGAAUGUCUCAUUAACAAAGAUCUUGCCUGGCUGGCAGUGAGAUGGGUCUCCGAGACAGAUCCUUCCUGCAUGCGCGAAGCACCACUCCUACAGUAUGCUGCCUGCGGGAUGACUAGUGAGGAAGAGGCUGCAGCUCACCUCUUUGCGGACUGUGGGUUUGCAAAAAGGGUGUUGAGAAAGGUGAAAGAGCCUGUGUCACGGUUCAUCCUGAGCAGCUGCAUGACAGGGGACUCUGGUCUACAGCUGUUCUCAUGGACACAAACAUCAAGUGCUAUUGGCAAAUUAUCAACUCACUGAAAGAUUCUGCUAGCUAAGGGGACACACAGAGGCUUGGAACAGUCACCUCAAAGGCUCGGUGGGGAAGAAUUACAGUUAGUGUACUUAUCCUACUGGAGAGGAACCCCUCAAUUAUAAUAAUAAUAUUCUCCCUCCCCAGAGUGGCACACAAUACCAAUAUGUACCAAGACUGUUUACCCUCCUCCUUUAGAACUAAAUGGACGCAAUCCAAGAUGUCCCUGACCCUAGCACCUGGCAGGAAAUAUACUUAUCCGUGUGUCUCUAUCAUGUAAUAUAAGCACCCGGUGUGAGAGAUUUCAUUAAAGAUUAAUGAACAGUUGGGAAAAUGUAGAGUGUAGGUGCAAGGAUAGGUCAUUUGUCCUUUGAGCCUGCUCCACUUUUCAGUAUAAUCAGUUUCGGUUGAACUCUCUACCCCUAAAAUAAAUAACUCAUUGAAUACAUUUAAUGAUUUGGCUUCAACUGCAUUUCAGUGGUAGUGAUGCCACAGAUUCAUAAAAGUACAUUUAUUUUUUACUCGUAACUGAUUUAUCCCUAAUCCUUACUGCCAUUAGAAACUUCCUUCUUGCAUCUAAUCUUCCAGUCCAGUUAGAAUAUUAGGGGUUUCCCCUCUCGUUCUUGUAUCCUGUUAGUUUACUGAGUCUAAUUAAUCAAACCUCUGUACAUAUAUGCCAGUCCUGCCAUCUGAGGAAUCUUCACUAAACUUGCUCCACAGCCAGAACUUAAACAAGGGUUGUCUUUUCAAGUCUCUACAGCUGCAGCAAAAUUCCCUGCUUUGAUACUCCAGUGAGGGUACAAUCACAUGUUUACCUUCAGAAAUACGUACAAGACAACCUGGUCCAGUUGCAGCUUCUUUCCCAAUCUCUUCCAAUUCUGAUGUGUUUUUUCUAUUAUUGCUACCAAAGUUGCAGAGACCUUACAAUACUGAUGUAAAAUCACUCUUUUAGAGAAUCAAACUGCUAAAAGCAUCUGGCCGUGUCUCUAGAUCCUGUGGAGAUCAAGUGACGGAGGCAUUUGCAGACAUUUUAACCUCUGCCUGCUUCAAGGAGUUUCCCACCUGCUGUUAAGAAGACCACUAUCAUCCCAGUACCAGAGAAAACAAGUCAUUGUGCCUUAAUGACUACAACCUGGGAGCUCUGACAUCCAGCAGCAUGAACAUGAGAUUCUAGAUGUUGGAAAUCCAGAACAUCACACAAAAUGCUGCAGGAGUUAAGCAGGUUAGGCAGCUGAUGAUCAUUGAUUAAGGGUAAUUUCCAAAGAUGCUGCCAGACAUGCUGAGUUCUUCCAGCAUUUUGUGUGUUGCUCCUCCAUCACUCAGGUCUAUAACAGAUACCAUCUUCCUGGCCCUUCAACUAAUCUUUGCAGCAUCAGGGCAGUAAAGACACUAAUGAAAACUUAUUUAUUGACUACGAUCCAAUUUCAGUGCUAUUAUUCCAAGCAAAUUCAGCAAUAGAGUCCUAAACCUGGGUCUCAACACCUCCUUUUGCAACCCGAUUGUCUUUACUAACAGGCCACAGCAAGGAUAUGCAACAAUACUUUCAAUAUGAUAAUCCUUAGCACUGGUGCCCCAUAAGGCUAUAUCCUCAUUCAAGGCUGUGUGUUCAGAUUCUGCUCAAACUCCAUCAGUAAGUUUGCAGAUGAUACCACCAUAGUGAGCGGAAUUCCAAGUGAUUUGAGUUGGGGAACAGGAAGGUGAUAGCCUAGUGACAUAGUCUCAUAACAAGAACCUUCCUCUCAAUAUCAUCAGAACUAAAGAUCUGGUCAUUGACUUCAGGAAGGGGAUGAAGCUGUGCACAUGCUCCUGUUUAUAUCAACACUGCUGAGUAAAAUUGGUGAGAGCUUACAUUUCUAUGAAGUGAACAGCAAUAGCCUGUUCAGUAGACAUCAUGAUGAGACAUCUAAAAAGCUUAUCGGCAGCUCUUCUCCCUGGGGUGGGUAAAAAAUAAAAUUUGUCAUGUCCCUUGUUGAUGCAUCAGAGGAAACAUCCUAUUGGCUCCAUUAUGGCUUGUAAUGGCAACUGCUCCUGUGACCACAAGAAACAGAGUUAUGGACAGCUUAGGACAUCCUCUGCUUCAUAGACUACAAAUCUUGCUUUCUCCUUAAAGUGGCUAACAUAAGGUAAAGAUGCUACCCAACCGGGACAUUCCUCUCCUAUCGGGUAGAGCAUGUGAAAGUAUGUACCUUGAGGCUCAAUGUCAGCUUCUGUCCCACUGUGAGAAGGCUAUGGAACAGUUCUGUUAAUAUAAAAUUGACUUGAACUCACAAUCUGCCUUAUUGCAGCCUUCCAUCCUAUUUUCUAUCUGCAUGCACUUUCUGUAUCUGCAACAUUCUGCAUUCUAUUAUUUACCUUAGGGUACUUCAAUACACUAUUUGUAAUUGAGUAAUCUGUAUGAAUAGCAUGCAAGACAAGUUUUUCUCUGGGCCCCAGUAGAUGUAUGUAACAAUAAUAAAUUUGCCAAAAUAGAUGACUUCAAAAUACACCAGUCAACCGCACAUAUGCAAUUACUAAAUUUAAUUCCCUGAUCCAAAUAAUACACUCAGUGGCCAGUUUAAGUACACCUGGUCAUCUUGUUAAUGAAAAUAUCUAAUCAGCCAGUCAUGUGGCAGCAACUUGAUGCAUAAAAUCAUGCAGACAGGUCAAGCAGUUUAGUUGCUCAGGUCAAACAUCAGAAUGGGGAAGAGAUGUGAUCUAAGUUAUUUUGACUGUGGAAUGAUCGUUGGUGUUGGACGGGGUGGUCUGAGUAUCUCAAAUACUGCUGAUCUGAGAUUUUCAUGCACGACAUCUCGAGUUUACAGAGAAUGGUGUGAAAAACAAAAGCUAGUGAGCGGCAGUUCUUUGGGCGAAAACACUUUGUUAAUGACAAGUCAGAGAAUAAUAGACUGGUUCAAACUGAUAGGGUGACAGUAACUCAAAUAACCUCGUGUUACAACAGUGAUGUGCAGAAGAGCAGCUCUGCAUGUAUGAUACAUCAAGUUUUGAAGUGGAUGGGCUACAGGAGCAGAAGACCAUACUGGGUUUCACACCUGCACAUAUAGUGGCUAUUGUGUAUAUCAUAAAUUACGACGGAGCAGUGGAGACAGGCAAAUGACUGAUGCAAUAGCUGCUGGCUGCAACUGCAAGAAGGGCCCGUUUAUUCCUACAACAAACAAAUGAUCGGAUUAAGUUGGUCGAGCGGCGUCUAUGGGAGAAAGGAAACUGUCCGUAUUCCGAGCCGAAGACUAACAUCAAGACUAGUCGUUGCAGAUUCCCGUCGCCUAUCCUCAUCUGUUCUUUAAUUCGCGUAUUGCUCACUAAUCUGACUGCAGUUUGCAUUUUGCGUCGGAACAGUGGAGAAAUCAAAUAACUAAUCUAUUAUCCCGAUUACAUCCACCCGGUUCCUCUUCUUCCCUUACCACCUUAUGGUUGGAAGAUGGGUAGGCAUGUUAUUUUGUUACUUGUCACGUACUGCCACUUGGCUUGUUUUGCAUUCGCCAAAUAAAAUAACUACACUGAGAUUAAUGUUAAUCCACAAGAAAAAGAGACUAACCAAUUUCUGGAUGUGGACAUUUAUUACUGGAGUUGCAGGUAAAAGAAAAGCCCUCUGACGGUGGUCCGGUAGACCUUAUCAAUUUAACGAUCGACGAAGUAUCAUAACUGCUGCGCGUGAUAAUAGAGCCUGCAUUAAAAAGUAGCACAUUUUAAUAGUGCUGUGUUUACUGGAUUUUCUUUAGUUUAUUACAGGACCUGUUAAUUAUCGACGCUGAACAGAGGGACUAUGUUUCAGCUGCGAACAGUUGGCUUGAAACCCACGUGAAAUUUUUGGGACCCUGCACAGGCAUUGCUGUAGAGUUUCCGGGUAAAAUGUGUGUGUGGGGGACACUUGCAUUUUUGGGGGUGAAAAUUCUUGUCUCUAAUAGCGACUUCCUACUAUGUUUUUACAAUUUUCAAGACUAGCAGUUUGUAUGUUUAUGGGUUAAUAGGUUAAUUAGUCAUAUGCGUGUGAUUGUGGGCCGAAAGAGUCUGUUAACGUGCGGUAUCCAUAAAUAAAUAGCUGCUGCUGUCGUGAAUCUGAAAGGGGGAAACGUGGUAGAGGAAAAUGAAUUAACAUUAUUUCAGGUUGAAUAUAUUUCGGCAGAAUUGGGGAAGAGAAAACAAGUGAGUUUAAAUUGCAGGGAAGAUGUGAGAAGGACAAAUAAGAAAACGUGAAUAACUAUUCUGGAUGACGCCAAGGUUCCUUUGCAGAUAAGCUAUAGAUAAAGUUAUUAUUUAGUUAUAGCUUGAGGGCAAUUUGAAGGAAAACAGGAUCAAAAAGCUAUGAAAUUAGAACGGUCAUUUUUUUGCCAGGCCUUUCUUCCGCCCAGGUAUUGUUGCUGCCCAGGUUGGGACCCAGCCAGUUUCGAAUUUAGGACCACCCCUUCAAAGUCCAGUGCUGAUGCCACUACAUCACCGGCCAGCAUUAUUAAUAUUACAUAUUGAUAAUCCUUUGUCGCAAGUGGGAAAACGCUGAAGUUUGAAGUUACAGAAAAAAGCUAGAAAUGCAAAGAAGAUGGAGUGCCCGCUAAUAGGAUAGUGACUACGAGAAAACACAGGCCAUAUUGGUGUAAUCGAAGUGAGGAUUUUUAAAUAGAUGAAACCGGACGUAAGCAAAACUGCUGGGACUGAAAUAUGUAUAGGAAUAUAUUUGCCGGCAAAAGGCAAUUGCUAGUUAGCUGUUUAACGGAUGGUGACCUAGUGGCCCUCAAUCCUGUUCUGGAGAUCUCGGAUAGCGUAGAGAAUCCGGGAUUUUCAAUGCCAAGUGCUUGUCCACUUCGAUAGUUUCGCCACUUGGUUACAUGAAGAACACUUGUUGUCCGCGACGUCACACUAGGCAACCGAGUUGGGGUGAUAGGUUGCCUGUCGCGUCCUAGCAACGGCGCUGCCGGCUGGUUGAUGUCGGAAGCAGCGGCAGAGAGAAAGGAUCGCCGAGCCAGAAGCUCAGGGGAACGCAAAACUUCAGACAAUGCUUGAGACCAUACAGUGCGCGAUCUUAGAAUUUGGUAGAAGCCUCUUCCUAACUCUCUCCAAUCUUUCGGCUGACGAUAUUGUGAACAUAUGGGCAAAUGUUUCUGCUUUCGUGGAUCGCCAUAUGUCCCUACAGAAGGGAGUACACAUUUCGGGACUGGGGACUUUUACUUUUUCACAGCAAAGACUGAAUGUUGGACAUAGAUUCAUAUUAAUUCAAAGGCCAGUAUUCGUGAUGUCUGAAAAACUCCUGCAGAUCCAUGGAUUAUCGCGCGCAAAACAGCACGUAUCUGGUGACAUACCUAUUGUUGAACUCAAUUUUACAUUCCUUGCUCUGGAGAGCCCUUAUGAUCGAGAUACAGUUGAAGGAUGUGUCAAAGAGACUUUGCAGAUCAUGAAUCGUUAUAUCGCCUUUAACCGUGAUGUUAAUUUCACAUUCGAAGACAUUGGUGUGCUAACUAUACGAAAUAACAAGGUCAAAAUGAAGUUUUAUAGAGAAUUUCUAAAUGCAAUGGAUGGUAGUGGAAAUUUAGUGAAAGCCCUAUCAAAUCGACCUGGAACUGCGGACUCAAUAAAAUCAAUCAAAGAUGCAUGUUCAGUUCGGCCUGCUACAGCUAGUUCUGUUCUGUUUCCCAGGAUUCAAUCAGUUGAUGUCAAUGAACGGAAAUCAGUGAUUCCGACAAUUAAAGAAGAAAAUGAACGAGAAAGUGAUGAAAACCCAUGUAACAUUCAAAACAGUGAGUUAAGCAAAGAAAAUGAACAAACUGAAAAACUGAAGGAAAGUGAGAAAAGUAGAAAGACAACAGAAAUGCCCCUUGUCAAGCAACCUACUAUCACACAACUAUUGGUUCCCACUAAAAUCUCUUCUGUAGGCAUGAAGGAAGAUUUUCAAAAAAAUGUUGAACACAAAGAUUUAUCAGAAAGGUGGUCUUCUCCACAUCGUUCUUUAUCCUGUCAGUCUGCCAUUCAAAGUACAAAUGUGCAAACAGUAAAGAUCAAAACACCACCUGCCACUGCCUGUUCUGAUCAUUGCAGGGCAGGACAGGAGCUAUGUUACCUUUGCAUGCAACGAGCUCUGAAAAAUUUCCCUAUUGACAUUUCGGAGAGCAGAAGAAGAAAAGAACUGGAGGAAGAGAAAUUACUGCAGCAGUAUCAACAAAUGAAAAGCCAGGAGGCCAUCUUCCAGGAACAGUGUGAAAUGUUGGCUGGCAGAGAAUAUAAUCAAAAGAUUUCAGCAUUCAACAUAGGAGUUGCUGAAGCCAAAAAGCGACGGAAGAAUUCAAAAUGCAAAGAUGUCAGUAAUGGAUACAUAUUCCAGAGGAGACUCUUGACACCACCAGUCAUUCUGAAACAACAGCAGUAUGCACAGUGCUUGAAGAAACAGAUGGAGGAGAAACAACAAAGAGAAAACAGAAAAAAACAAGAUGAAGAUUUUCUGGACCGAUUAGAGCAAGUACAGUUAGCAGAAGAUCUUGCUGUCCAGAGAGAGAUGUAUUUAAAAGAGAAGCAGGAACAAAAAGAAGCCUAUAAAACUGCAUUAGAUAUACAGAGAAAAGAGAAACCACGUCAGCUGCCAGCAUUUGUCUCUGAUUCUUCUGGGCCAAUCUUUGGUGGUUCUGAGUUACCUGGGAAGUCAGAAGAACAAAAGCAAGCAGCACGUAAACUUUGUAAGGAGCAGAUGCAGGCUGCAGCUGAUCGUAAGAGAGAUGCUAUUCUGAAUCAAAUUUAUGAACAGAAAACUGAGUUGGAAAUGCUGGAGAGAAGCAAAAAAGGCUUAAUAGAGGAACAUAAAAAGCGUUAUGAAAAUUUACAGAGAAUGCGUAGAACUUUAGAGGAAGCCUGGGAUGAAAAUGUAACUAUGAAACAACUGAAAGAAUAUGAACAAAAACAACAUACAAAAGCGGGAAGCAUUUUUCUACUUGAUCAAUCUAAGAACUACCGUAGUUGUUUUCAGUGUAAGCGGCGUUUAUCAAACUGCGGGGAGACAAGCAUUUGGAACAACUCAUUCAUUACAACUAGAACAUAAAGAAUCGUCAUAUGGACAGUCAGCUCAAAUGAAAAAUAAUGAAAAUUCCCCUAUUUUUAGUAAUUAAUGUUUCCAUACAUUUCUUUCAGAUUAAUGUGGAAUUGUUUUCAUGGGUAUAUAUGUUGCACUGUUAAUAAUUUUUCUUAUGAAAAUGUUUUUCUACCGUCAGAUAAUAUAUUCAUAUUGCAACAGAGAUGUUUGAAAUAAUUUCUACCCUUGAAUACAUAGAGGCAGAACAAACAAAAAAAGGUACUGCUUUGGGACCUUCAGUUAUGAGAUUUGGAUUUGGACACAUUUAACCUUUUAUAAAUAAUCCCCAGAAGUUUCUUUGCUGAAAAAGCUCGGAGCUGUAUAUAUUUGAACACUGAAAUCUGAACAGCAGCUGUUUGGGCUAAUUAGCAUUCAGAUCAAUUUUUAUUCUAAUGUUGAUCAAUCCAAUCUUCAUCUGGAGAUAUUUUUCAAAAGUCAGAUUUAGCAGUUUUACAGCCUCAUAUUUUCUAUAAUAAAUCACAAGUUUGGGAAGAAACUUUGAAUUGGCAGUUUGGUCAUUCAAUGGAUAGAUGCCGUUGUUCCUUAUUUGUUUUCCAUACACUAGAGAUAUGACCAGCCAUUGGUGUUCUGUAAUGAGUUGCCAUUCUAGCCACUCAUGCUAUAUUCAUGUGAAUUAGCUGAAAUAAAUAAUUUCAUGAAACAAUCAGGCCAACAAAUAUAAGCAGUAUGGAAGUUGUACAUGAGAGUUGUAAACUGCGUAUGUGCAAAAUUAAACAGU